CAGAAAAAAAUGAAGCUUACGAAUCUGAUGCUAGUACAUCUAAUUGUACAUCAAAAUUGAUAAAUGCAAAACAUACAGAUUGCGCUAAUUUCACUCAAAUGUUAUGGAAAUCUAGCCUGCUAGUUGGAAUAGCGUUAUCUUGCAGCUCAAACAGCAGAACUGUGGCUGUGGCCCUAUUUCAACCUAAAGGCAAUUUGAUGGGUCAAUAUUAUGAAAACUUACCUAGAAGUGAAAGCUUAGAAAGUUUUGAUAGUUAUGAUUCUACAGAUUUCUGCAAAUCUCACAAUUACCAGAAUAAUGAAAAUUUUCGCGAAGAAUGCUUGAGAACUCAUAAUAAGCUUCGCGCUUUGCACGGGGCGCCUCCACUUCGAUUGAGUAAACGACUCUGCAAGUAUAGUCAACAAUGGGCCAAUACGUUAGCAAUUCGGGGACGAUUGGAGCACAGACCGCAUUCUGAAUAUGGGGAAAAUUUAUAUUGUACUUGGGACCUUGAUUCUACACCAUCUAAAAAUGUAAGCCGAGAUUUAUCAAAUUAUUCAUGGAGUCAUUCUGAAAUAACAUCUGAAUUCUCUGGAGCAUCAAGAAAUAGUCUAAAAACGAAGCAAAGUUCUGCUAUAGCGCAAAAGGCACGAUCAGAGAGCAGAUUAUCAAAUGGAACACCAACAUCGCCUGCCGGAACAACAUUUUUGACGACUUCUAGAGCAACUUCAUCUUGUUCGGAUAAUUUGCCAUCUUUAUGUUCCGGCAAAGUAUCUCCAUGCGUCGGCUUCAAAUCGGCAUCUGUCAACGGAAAAUAUAAAUUUUGUCCAAAUAUCAGCAAAUCGCUGAAGAAAUCGCCUCGCUCUAUUCCAGAACGGCCAGUGACAGCGCCACCAAAAGCAGGCUUAGGAUCUAAGAUUGUCCGUAGAUCAUCUUGCGUUUUUCCCCAACGUUCGAACACCAUUCCUAGGCCAUCAGCAUUUGAAAGGCGCCAGAUAAGAACUGCUUCUUUAUGUUCAGGAAGUGUUCCGGAGAGAUUGCACACGCCACCGAACGGCCGAGAGGCAGUAGAACGAUGGUACGCGGAAGUUGGGCAGCAUGAAUUUUAUAAGGAACCGACUACGCUACGCACAGGCCAUUUUACACAAGUUGUGUGGAAUGAUUCACGAGAAUUAGGUGUAGGUAUUGCUACAAAUAAACAAGGACAAACUUUCAUUGUGGCAAACUACCAUCCACCGGGUAACUUCUUAGGCAGUUUCACGCAUAAUGUUCCGCCCAUUGGAGGAUUUAGAACAAUGCUUUCUGAUGAAGAAGAAGAUAACAUCUGCAAUGGAAAAAGUAAGAACAAUAAUGAAAGCAGUGGUGAAUCUGAUGACAUGAAUAGAAAAAUCCAUAAAGAUGGUUCCGCAAAAUCUAGAAAAAAAAUCAUUGAAAGACAUAAAAUGCAAGAAUACAAUGACAAAAAUAUUGCACGAAUAAAUGGUAUUAUAAAUAAUAAAUUACAUGAAAUUUAUGAGUGGGAUGAAUUUGUUUUACAAGGCUUAAAAGUUCAUAAUGAAUAUAGAAAAAAACACGGUGUGCCAAAUUUAGUUUUAAGUCAAGAGUUAUGUGAAUCAGCACGAGAUUGGAGCCUGAAAUUGUCCCGAUUAAAUAAAUUUAAACAUAAGCCUGGUUGUGAAUUUGGAGAAAAUAUUUUUGUGGUAUGGUCAUCUGAUGUCAGCGAUCAUGUCUCAGCCAGGGAUGUUGUUCGAUGCUGGUAUGAAGAAGGGCGUGAAUAUGACUGGGAUGCCAAGGAAAAAGCGCGAGGUGGAGCACAAUUUACACAAAUCAUAUGGAGAGCAACAAAAGAACUUGGAAUGGCUGUUUCCAGUAACGGCAGAGGAAAAAUAUAUGUCGUUGCAAACUAUAGGCCCCGCGGUAAUGUCAUCGGCCAGUUUUCAGAGAAUGUCAACAAGCCUUUAUGACUAAGAUCUAAACUUGGUCUAAAAAGCAGGCCAAAGCAUAACGGUAUUGGAUAUGGUAAAAAGGAAUAAAUCAUUACAGUUUAUAAAUAAAUCAUUACAGAUAUGGUAAAAAGGAAAAAACAUUACAGUUUUAACCCAUUUUAAAAAGAAUUGUAUCAAUCAUAUUAAAGUUUUCAUCAAUUAUAAUUAUAACAUAUAAAUGUAGUUGCCAAAGUUUGCGCAUUAUAAUAAUAGACUGCUAAUUACGCUAAAUAUUAAUAAAAAAAAUGUAGAUGCUAAUUUUCAUAAAUCUCAUGGAGGGCAUUUUAUUUAAUUAUGAAAACUUAGGUAAUUAUAGGAACUAUAUAUUUAAUCGAUUUUUAACUAUUUAUACUAAUGCCAUUAAU
Messenger RNA from Ctenocephalides felis (cat flea), 2329 nucleotides. RefSeq lists its product as uncharacterized. Lineage: Eukaryota; Metazoa; Arthropoda; Insecta; Siphonaptera; Pulicidae. Bases 99 to 1943 code for a protein of 614 amino acids. The record is from RefSeq and is a predicted model, not a curated record. Gene Ontology annotation, cellular component: extracellular region. The transcript is spliced from 6 exons.